Zingiber officinale is the source of this 582-nucleotide messenger RNA. Its product is annotated as LOB domain-containing protein 4-like. The record is from RefSeq and is a predicted model, not a curated record. NCBI's taxonomy places the organism in Eukaryota, Viridiplantae, Streptophyta, Magnoliopsida, Zingiberales, Zingiberaceae. The coding region runs from base 1 to 582 and encodes 193 amino acids. The transcript has 2 exons.
AUGGGGCAGCAGAAGACUCAGACGGCAGGGUGUGCGGCGUGCAAUCACAUGCACCACAGAUGUCUGCCGAAUUGCAUAUUCGCACCGUAUUUCCCGGGGACCAGCCCGUCGUUCGGCUACAUCAGUCAAGUCUACUCGUGCAACAAUAUCAAGAAGAUUCUAGAGAGCGCACCAGUCAAAAAGCGCAGGAGGAAGGCGGAGUCGUUGGCGUUCGAGGCGGAGGCCCGCAUACGUAACCCUGAGUUUACCUAUCAGCCACCGCUGGAACAGCAAUAUUGGCAUCAGAUGCCUCAGUUGACGACGAUGACAGCGCAGUCGUAUCAUGAGCAGCCUGACGAUUUUCCGACGCAGCCAGAUUUUCAGACGCAGUCAUAUCAUAAGCAGCCAGACGAUUUUCGGAUUCCACAUACGACUCAGAGUAUGUCGGAGAUGUGUCAGCUGCAGCAGCAUGACCAGUUGGCCGAGAUUGAGGACUUCCUCAACGAGACCCGUUCGGAUGAUCUGAUGACAGAUGCUGCAGUCCAAGCUUACGAAGCCGAUCUUAAGGACCUCGAUCAGAGUGAUCCCUUCGACACAAGAUGA